CUGAUCUAAGAUGGCGUCCAACAAGUCUGUUGGAAGGCUAGCUCGUAUUUCAGACCAUCUUUUACAACAAAAUACAGAUCAAACCAAGAUUUAUCCUGCUCCAACGUCUUAUGCAGCACCUCGGCCGUACGAUUCACAUAAUUAUGUUCUUCAAAACACUCUUUUAAAUCAAGAAGAUGUCGACUUCUACAACAAGAACGGCUUCUUGGUCGUUCGCAACCUCGUUGRCAAAAUACAUCUAGACAAAUAUUACGAGAGAUUUAAGGAUAUCUGCACUGGUAAAGUUAGAGUACCAGGAUUAAUGGUCAUGAAGGAUAUAUCCUCGAAGAAUUCGGAGUUUCUUCCUGGCGAGAGAAGUAUCAACAAGAUCCAAGAUUAUCAGUAUGAUGAAGUUUUGUUCGAGUACUGUCGUCUUCCUGGUAUAUUGAAGUACGUUGAGUGUUUUACUGGGCCAGAUAUCAUGGCUGUUCAUACUAUGUUAAUUAACAAGCCACCUGAUCCGGGUACGAAGACAUCGAGACAUCCCCUGCAUCAAGAUCUACACUACUUUCCAUUCAGACCUGCAGAUAGGAUGGUUUGUUCCUGGACAGCAAUGGAAAAAGUUACACGAAAGAAYGGCUGUCUUGUAGUUAUUCCAGGAACUCACACAAAUAAAGAGCUGUUAAAGCAUCGAUAUCCAGAAUGGGAGGGUGGCGUAAACAAGAUGUACCAUGGCAUAAAAGACUUUGACCCAAAUGCUCCCAUGGUGCACUUGGAAAUGGAUGCCGGAGAUACAGUGUUUUUUCAUCCAUUGUUAAUCCAUGGCUCUGGCACAAAUAGAACUAAGGGUUUCCGUAAGGCAAUAUCCUGUCAUUAUGCCAGUUCACACUGCUAUUACAUUGACGUGAAGGGCACAGUACAGGAAGAGAUAGCUGAGGAAGUUAUUGGUGUUGCAAAACGCAAGCUCGGCAAUGAUGUAAAUGUGACUUUUCAGGAUUUAUGGAAAUUGAGACAACGUCUUGUCCAAGGAAACGAAGGAACUCUCUAAUAUCGACACCAGAUUUUUUAAAUGUUCAGGCAGCAGUUUAAUAAAAUUAUUGCACUAAUACGUAGAUUCAUAAAAUAUUCUUACAAAAAAGAAAAAAAAAUUUUGCGCACUGUGCUCUCCAUUGAUGAAAAAUGUGUAAGCUUCUAGAAAUUUGAUCUUGUCUAUGUAUACUAUCGAAACCCUACUAUCCAUACAAGUUUAUUCCUAUAUUUAAUUCUUCACCUCAGUUUAAUAUGAAAACAGGUUUACUAUGUAACAAAUAGAAAGAGUUCUAAAUACAAAGUUUAGCCAUGAACUUUAAAUGUUAAUUUAUUCAAUCUAUCUAUAAUCUAUAGGUUUUUUAUACAAAGAUAGGAAUUGAUUCUUCACUGGUAUGGUAUGGUAAUGAAUUUAUAUUWAAAAAAUCACUGGUUGAGUAGUAGAUUACCAGUUUAUAAUUUUUCUUAGUAUUUGAACCAAAAAAUGCAAUA
Messenger RNA from Actinia tenebrosa (Australian red waratah sea anemone), 1497 nucleotides. RefSeq names its product phytanoyl-CoA dioxygenase, peroxisomal. The record is from RefSeq and is a predicted model, not a curated record. Gene Ontology annotation, molecular function: phytanoyl-CoA dioxygenase activity. Gene Ontology annotation, biological process: fatty acid alpha-oxidation. Lineage: Eukaryota; Metazoa; Cnidaria; Anthozoa; Actiniaria; Actiniidae.